Messenger RNA from Frieseomelitta varia, 2093 nucleotides. RefSeq names its product ras-like protein 1 (gene Ras85D). NCBI's taxonomy places the organism in Eukaryota, Metazoa, Arthropoda, Insecta, Hymenoptera, Apidae. The record is from RefSeq and is a predicted model, not a curated record. Gene Ontology annotation, cellular component: plasma membrane. Gene Ontology annotation, molecular function: GTPase activity; GTP binding; GDP binding. Gene Ontology annotation, biological process: Ras protein signal transduction; epidermal growth factor receptor signaling pathway. Bases 760 to 1344 code for a protein of 194 amino acids. The transcript is spliced from 5 exons.
AUCACGUCCUUUGGAUAUAUGUUUCAUGCUUGAAGGAAUAUCCGUAACAGAAACCAGAAUCUAAAGUAAAUGAUUGGACUUUUUGUUUCGUUGUCGACACAAUGAAAAUUUUGUUGUCCAUUGAUCCACACCCUCGAAAUACUGUCAUUAAAUCUUCAUGUAUUGGCAUCACUGAUGCUUCUUUCCAGAUGGUUUCUCCAAUGACUAAUUUGCAAUAGUCAAAGUCGGAAAACAGUGCUUUUAAGCCGGUGCAUGUUCUUGAAAUGAUUCUUUAAACUUUGGUAAGACCACAAUCGAAAACUGAAGAGGUUCUGUGCUCAAACAAUGUUUAUCUUCGCAUCGAUAUUAUUGGUCUUUUACUCGAUGUUUACUAGAAAAAACAUCUACCGUUGAGCAUCAACAAUUUAAUGAAUUUGAAGUGAAAAUAUCGUUAAAUAUUAUCUCUUCUGAUUCAGUUACUUAUGUCAGUUCUAAUCCAGUGUGUGUAUAGAAUAUAUUACAGUUGAUCGCCAGUUACGUCUACUCUCGUGUCUCUAUGAUAUGGGUACUUGUUCGCCACACAGAUUUUGUUUUUAAGUUGUUAAGUCACCGUACAUUACCCUCAUACUGAACGAUAUUGAUCGGCGAAUUAAAAAUAUAAAUGACUUAAGGACUGAUCCCGUGCUAGAGUGCAUGCAAACUUGGCACAAAUUAUCGCUCACAGAACAAAAAGCGAUUGUUGCUUCACAUUAAAACCUUCAUUGGAAUAAAAAUUACAUAAUGACAGAGUAUAAGCUUGUUGUUGUGGGAUCUGGAGGUGUUGGCAAGUCUGCGCUUACAAUCCAACUAAUACAAAAUCAUUUUGUGGACGAAUAUGAUCCCACUAUAGAAGACUCUUAUAGAAAACAAGUAGUUAUAGAUGGAGAAACAUGCCUGUUGGAUAUAUUAGACACAGCUGGUCAAGAAGAAUACAGUGCAAUGAGAGACCAGUAUAUGAGAACUGGGGAAGGAUUUUUAUUAGUCUUUGCUGUAAAUUCAGCUAAGAGUUUCGAAGACAUAGGAACAUAUAGGGAACAAAUAAAACGAGUUAAAGAUGCAGAGGAAGUACCGAUGGUGUUGGUAGGGAAUAAAUGUGAUCUUCAACAGUCUUGGGCAGUAAAUAUGACACAAGCAAGAGAAGUUGCCCGUCAAUAUGGAGUGCCUUUUGUUGAAACUUCAGCUAAGACUAGAAUGGGAGUGGACGAUGCGUUUUACACAUUGGUGAGAGAAAUACGGAGAGAUAAAGAAUAUAGAGGUAAAGAAAAAAAGAAACGUAUGAAGACAGCUAGUACAAGCCGUAGGAGACAUCGGUGUUGUUUGCUUUAAAUCACCAAAUAACGUUAAUUUUCUCAUUCGAUACAUUAAUAUGGAAAUAGAUUGUAAAAAACAUCAGAUUAUAUUCACGUUACGCACAUUUUUGCAGCUUCCUCUAUAGAAUGUUGUAAUGAAUUACAAGCACAAUUUUUUCUAUACAUUGGGAGGGAAAAAGAACAAAAUAUGUAAUAGUAUUGUAUUAUAUCACGUACAUUUUUACUCUUGAAGUUAAAUUCCAUAAAAUACAUUAUUCGUUUAACAGUCUGCCAUAUAACUCUUAAUAUUCCAUUAGCAGAAGAAUUUUAACCCUUGAUUGCAUAGAAUAGUCAGUAUGAAAAAACUAUUUUUUCAGCCAUGCAUCUGUUUUAUUAUUGAAUGUUGGAAAGUAUUAUCUAAUGAAAGAAUUCUUUUAUAAUAUUAUAGAUGUAAAAAAUGUAUAAUUCAUUGAAUUUCUGAAAUUUAAUUUUCUAUAUUUUAUUCGUAUAGUUCAUAAUUUUUAUUCGUUGAUUAAUAAAUGUUUUUAAUUUUUAUCUCUAUAUUUUAAUAUGCAUAAUAAAAACAUUUCAUUUUUCUAAACAGAGAAACGUAUCAAACUCGAGAAACAAAAACAUGAAUAACUCAUUUUGUGCUGUGAUUAAAUAAUCUUAAGCAUGCCAUGCUAGUUAGAUAUUGCUGUGAUUAAAUAUGCAAUUUUCAUAUAAACGCCAAUUUAGUAGUACAUAGGUUUAUUCGCGUUUCCUUUUUUAGUGCAAUUAAAAACG